This is a messenger RNA of Arachis ipaensis, 1503 nucleotides long. NCBI's taxonomy places the organism in Eukaryota, Viridiplantae, Streptophyta, Magnoliopsida, Fabales, Fabaceae. The record is from RefSeq and is a predicted model, not a curated record.
AUGGAAGUUCUGGAUAAAUCGUGGAUUAAGAGACCACGAAAUUCUCUUGAGUAUGCACAAGGUGUCUCAAGAUUUAUUGAGUUUGCUUUUGCACAUCAUUCUGCCGAUGGAACAAUCAUAUAUCCAUGUAAUGCAUGUGCUUUUAAGAAGUGGCUAACAAGGGACGAGGUGUAUGAUCAUUUGAUUUGUACACAAUUCCCAAUAGGAUAUACAUUUUGGUUUCAUCAUGGAGAGCGCUCGAUAGGAGAAACUAGCAACGUCUCAAGUAGUAUUUUUUCGGAUGUACAACAAAAUUCUAUGGCCGACGAGCAGAAUCCUAUGGUCGAAAGUGAUUCAAUUCGAAACUUGAUUAGUGAAGGUCUAGGAGUUGGUGGGAACAUCAGAAAUGGAACAUCCAUAAUAGCAAAUGAAGUCCUUGAUGGUGGUGCUCAAAGAUUGAUGCCUAGUGAAUCUCAUGAAACUCUUGAAGCGAAAGGGUUUAGCGAGCUACUUAAGGAUGGAGAAGAGCCGUUAUAUGAAGGGUGUACAAGAUACUCGAAGUUAUCUUUUCUAUUGAAGUUGUUCCAUAUCAAAUCCCUCUGUGGUAUGACCGGCAAGUCUAUGAAGAUGAUUUUAGAACUAUUGAGUGACGCAUUCAAAUACGCGAGGAUUCCAAGUUCUUUUUAUGAGGAAAAAAAGAUCAUUUCUAAACUCAGUUUGGAUUGCACGAAGAUACAUGCUUGCCCAAACAAUUGUAUGUUGUAUUGGGGCGAAGAUGAGAACAUGGAGACAUGUAAGGUCUGUAAUAGGUCUAGAUGGAAGACAUAUAAGAAAAAAGGUCCAGCUGAGGCAUCAAGUAUUAUUGGUAACAAAAAGAAGAAGCAUCCGACAAAAGUUCUUCGUUACUUUCCUUUAAAAUCUCGAUUGAAAAGAUUGUUCUACUCGUCAAAGACUGCUGCUGAUAUGCGAUGGCAUGCUACAGCUGAGAAUAAGGAUAACUCAAUGAGACAUCCAAGAGACUCUGAGGCCUGGAAAAGGUUUGAUUUGGAGCACUCCAAUUUUACAUCCGAACCACGAAAUGUGCGUCUUACAUUAGCUACCGAUGGCUUCAAUCCACAUGCAACUUUAAGUGCAAAUCAUAGUAUUUGGCCUGUCAUUCUCAUUUCGUAUAAUACUCCUCCAUGGACGUGUAUGAAAUCGACAUCAUUCAUAAUUUCAAUGAUCAUUCCUGGCAAGAAAAUGCCAGGAAAUAACAUAGAUGUUUAUUUGCAACGUCUAAUAAAAGAGUUAAAGGAGUUAUGGGUUGAGGGUUGCGAUGCAUAUGAUGCUUUAACACAAGAAGUGUUUAAGUUGCACGCAGCUUUAUUGUGGACAAUUAGUGACUUUCCUGGGUUAGGGACUCUUUCUGGGUGGAAUACAUACACAGGACUUGCUUGCCCAUCUUGCAAUUUCGAUAACAUCCCUCAUCGUCUCAAUCACAGCAAAAAUUAUUAUUUUAUGGGUCAUCGUCGCUUUCUGGAUUAG